Molecule: messenger RNA, 2678 nt
Organism: Anopheles coustani
Lineage: Eukaryota; Metazoa; Arthropoda; Insecta; Diptera; Culicidae
Gene: GlcT
Product: ceramide glucosyltransferase
Exons: 2
Coding region: 858-2054 (398 amino acids)
Biological process (GO): glucosylceramide biosynthetic process
Cellular component (GO): membrane
Molecular function (GO): ceramide glucosyltransferase activity
Source: RefSeq, a predicted model, not a curated record
GUUCGUUUGGUUGUGCCUUUGUUGCUAGUCCAUAACAGGGGUCCUAAAACAAAUUACAUGGGAUGGAUCUGGCCGAGGUUUUCGAUUGAGAUAGCAACUCCGCAGUGCCGAAGAAAGGGGGAAAUAAAACCACUGCUUCAAUUGCCAGCGGCAGCACUAACAACAUUCCAUCUAUAACCCGCACCAUCUGAUAAGAGCAGAGGGUCAUCGAUUGACCUACACACGGAGUUACAAAGAUCGGCCACUCUUCGUUUCAUCAAUUAUGAAACCCGAAUCUUGCCAAACGGUAUAAAAUUGAAUAUUCGGUGAAACAACAUAAACCAAUCGCGUUGGUCCUAAUGUGUUCAUGAAAGGGGUUACUUGGAUUGCAUCGCUAGCACGUCAUGCUAAAGGCUCCAUGGUGAUUCGGUAAUAAACCUUCCAGGUCAGUGUCGGAAUGCAGCGAUACAGUGACAGCUACACAUCGGCAUCGUUUCUGUUAUCGCUACCGUUGUAUUCGUCAUCGUGGGCUUUAUCAGCAUCAGCAGUACAUCACUCCAAAAUGCUUCCCUCCAUCUUCUACGGCUACUGACUGCUAGAUUGCUGCAUUAACGCGUCGUCCGCCGAGAUUUGAAAAGGUCCAAGUGACUCACCGACCGAAAAUAAGCGAUCUCUAGUCUCCUUGUCAGCUGACGAUAUGAUUAUCCGUUCUCUUAUGGUAUUGCGAGAAAGAUAACACUUUCGAAUAGCACCACCAAACCGAAAGAUUCACGAAGUUGUAAGUGUAGAACGGGUGUUUAAAGCAGUCCAAAAUUGCGAGCAUAGUGUGACAUUUAACUCACGAAAAAGGAAGUGUAGAACUGUACCAUCAUGAAACAAUGUCACCGACGAUGAUAACCAUCAUACACUGUUUGGCUAUCGGGAUCCUGAUAUUCUGGUGUGGUAAAUGGAUCAUCCACCUAACCGCCAUCACCUACGGAAAGGUGAAACUACACAAGAAAGCCUCUCAGCAGCCACGCGAAACGCCAUACCCAUCAGUUUCGAUACUAAAACCACUGAUGGGAGUUGAUCCAAAUCUGCAAAGUAAUCUAGAAACGUUUUUCCUCAUGGACUACCCAGUGUAUGAGCUUCUGUUUUGCAUCGAGUCGUCUGACGACCCGGCCGUAGAAGUGGUCAAUCGGCUGUGCAAUAAGUAUCCCAACAUCGAAGCAAAGCUACUCGUCGGAGGGUCAAAUGUCGGAGUCAAUCCAAAGAUAAAUAAUCUCUACCCAGGCUAUGUGGAAGCCCGCCAUGAGCUGAUCAUGAUUUCAGAUGCAGGCAUUCGAAUGAAGAGCGACACGCUUACAGACAUGGUGAAUCACAUGACGGAAAAGGUCGGGCUGGUCCAUCAGAUGCCGUUUGUAUGCGACCGAGAAGGAUUUGCGGCGGCUUUUGAGAAGAUAUACUUUGGGACAGUGCAGUCUCGUAUCUACCUUUGUGCCGAUCUGCUCGGGAUAAACUGUCAUACUGGAAUGUCCUGUCUGAUGCGCAAAGACGUAUUGGACCAGCUGGGUGGUGUGCAGGCUUUCGGAUGCUACCUGGCGGAGGAUUUUUUUCUCGCGAAAGCCUUCCACGAUCAUAACUGGAAGCUCACCAUCAGUAGCCAGCCAGCUUGGCAGAACUCGGGCAUUUGUGAUAUUAGCAGCUUUCAAGCUAGGCUUACUCGCUGGGCAAAGCUGCGCGUGGCUAUGGUGCCAACCACCAUUCUUCUAGAGCCGAUGUCGGAAUGCAUCAUCGUCGGUAUGUUCGCAUGCGGGGCCGCCAAAGUACUCUUCCGGUGGAAUCCAUUAGUGUUUUUCCUCAUACAUACGCUCGUCUGGUUCCUGUCCGAUUGGAUCUUGCUGUCGAUUAUUCAGAACGGGCCACUCCCGUUCAACAAGUUCACCUUCUUCAUCGGCUGGGCAUUUCGUGAGAUCAGCGGACCGUAUCUGUUCUUCAACGCAUUAUGGAAUCCAGCCAUCAGAUGGCGCACGCGUGUCUACAAACUCGCUUGGGGAGGUGUAGCGUACGAACUAACAUCUCAAAUUAAAUCGUAAUUUUUAAACAGUUCGUUACGUAACCGAAGGUAGCUUUUUAUCUUUUCAUAUUUGUCAUAUUCCUGCUGCAUUUUGUAAUUCCUCCAUUCACGUCUCUUCCUUUUCCCGCUCAUAACUAUAGAUACGCAAAUAACAUGGAAAAUCCCUAGACCGAUCCGAUAUUUCAAGAAAUCCUCGUUAUGCUUGUAGUUUCAAAAGCUGUUAGUUAACUUUCACCUUCAUUGUUUGCUUUGCGUUGUGUGUACUGUUAAUAAUUUAUAGUUUGCUAAAACUAGCAAAAUCAUACGUCACCAAUUUUAUGUUCAUAAGCGGGCGUUUAAAGCAGAUAGAGGGGUGGUCCCGCCCGUUGAACAUAGUUCAGAGUUACGCGAGAGUUAACUAUGCCAAUCCUAAGCUUUUUUGCAUACUCCAGGGUAACGAAAUUCAAAACAGGACGCUUAAAAAUGGAAACGUUGUCUGUAGGAUAUUUUUGUUUAAUUUUUCACUGUACAUAAUAUUUAUAAUCAUUGCGAAAACUAUCGAGUAAGCUGAAAUAAACCAUGGAAAAAGUGACAAAAAACACGAGAAAUGAGAGUCGUGAACAUGAGUAAUAAAAUAAGCGGCAAAAAGUGCGGUGAAAAUGGA